AUGAGCAGGCUGUCACAAGAGGUGACGGCACGUUACCCCUUCGAUCCAGAGAUCACGUGGGAGACGGAGGAACAGCUGGAGAUUCUUGCCCGUGAUGCAGAAGAGGAACUGAAGGACUACCUGCGAAAAAAGUUGCUCUCGAAACCCUGUCAGAAUCAAGGUUUCGUGCUUGACGGAUAUCCGAAGACGCUGGAACAAGCGCAGCUCCUUUUUGGACGUGAGUCCGAACUUUUUCGACUUUUUGGACAAAUGUUAGUCGACAACCGUAACAACUGGAACAAUAAUCGAUAA
Dibothriocephalus latus is the source of this 291-nucleotide messenger RNA. The record is from the annotation of a GenBank genome assembly. Lineage: Eukaryota; Metazoa; Platyhelminthes; Cestoda; Diphyllobothriidea; Diphyllobothriidae.